ACCCUGGGAAGCAAGCUAAGAAGAGUCAAACCUCCUGAUCAGGACAGCAGCAAGGGGAGGCCAGUUUACUCCUGGACGGCAGUCCAAAGAGGGCACCAGUCCCUUGUUGUGGCCAAGGUCCUGUUAGUUUUUAAGUUCCUUAGGAGUCUGGCAUUUAGUUUUCUGCCCAAUAUAAAAAGAAGUCCUCAAGUGGAUCCUCAGGGCUGGGGCCACAAUGUGGGAGGGUCUGCUGGAUAUGAGAGGAUAAUGGGUGAAGAGACUGGUAGGGAUGGAUAGAGAAGACAUUUUAAGGUCAAGUUUUUGAAGUAGAGCUUCCCUCACUUGGGAGAAACUAGUCAUUAUGGGAGAGACUGCUGACAUCCAGAGUGAACUGGCCAAAAGGCUUCUGUGUUAACGAUGAACUUUAGGUAGAUACACCUGUGAUUUUGUGCCCCAUGGUCCCUUUCUCCUUGGUUAAAGACAGAGUGUACCAAGAAAAGAACAGAAGGCCUGGGAUGUCUAUAAUCUGGGUUGCCCAGUAGAGUACAGCACUUCAGUAGGAUCACACCCAAGUAUGCUUCUGCAUCCACCAGUUCUCCAGAAAGAUCCAGUCAAUUCAAGAAACUUAAGGCCCCAGUUGCAUCCAGAUUUACAAGUGUCUUCAAAUGCACACUUGGAAACAGGUUUCCAGAUGCCUGAUGAUCCUGCAAGGAAAUCAAGUCUGCAUAUGUCUCAAAGUCCCCUAAUGCACUCAGGAGUUCCAAUGCAACCAAGCCCCCCAAAUCAUCCAUCCCAUAUAAGCAAACAGAGUCUUCAAAAAUCACAAAGCCCUGUAUUUCUUCAAGAAGAGCUACUACAAACAGCUUUCAAAUGGCUCUUAGAUCUAGAAAGCAGCCUAUGUCCACAAUUGGCCUCAGUACUAUCACCAGAACCAAGACUCCCAGUACAUCAAGGUAGCCCAACAUUGGGAACCAGGUCAACACACCCUAAUCACCAGAUGCUCUCAAGCUCCUCAGUGAAUUCUGCUUGCACGGGUUCCUUAGGCUCUAUGUUUCCUUCCUAUCAAUAUGGUGAAAAGAAAGUUUGCAAUGCAGUUCCAAAGAAGCAAUGGAAGGAAUGCACUGUGUACACCAAGGAGCAAAAGCUACUCCUCCAAGAACAUUUUGAUCAAUGCAUGAACCCAAGCUUUGAUCAAUGCAAAGGACUGGCACUAAUGGAGCAAGAGAUCAAGAACUGGUUUAAGAACCAUUGUGCAAGGUACAAACUGAAGAAAUCACAGAUUAUUCAAGAAGGGCAGCCAGAGAAACUCUAAAGCUGCUUCUCGGUCAAACAAUCGCCAUGGUAACAUAUCUGUCCUUGUCUCUGCCAAUGUAGAGUCCAAGUCUCCAGGCAAAUCCAUUUGGGCUCCAUUCCCCAACUCAACCACAGCCUGGAAGCAUCACAUCUGGGCACAGAGCAGUGUGCGAUGCCGCUUUCCCUAUUUUCUACCAGGUGUGAUUUAGGAACAUCCACAAGAACAUCUCAAAUUGCCAUGGAAUCAAGGAGGAGAAGUCAGCUGUCAGUGCAUGAGAACAAGUGUUCAUGUCUCCAUCAAUGUCCCUGUCACUGAUAGUCCUGAGUGAUCAGGCCUAUCAGUAGUUAGCUAUCUUCCUGAAACCAGCACCUCUAAUAAUUGCCUCAGCGAUUCCCUCAUCUUGAUCAGGCUCUGGGGGAAAUUCAGCAUAUGGGACUAGUUGGCCAAGAACCUACUACAGGAACCACUGGUCCAUUUCUAUCAAGAAAAGCUACAGAACCAGUUCAGUCAGUAACAUUUCAAGACACAGCAGAGUCUGCUCUAGUGAUAAAAUCCAGUAUGAGCCAAAGCUCUUGUACCUCUAUUGCUAGCAGAUUCAGCUGCAGCUUCAAGCUACCACCAAAGGUGAAGGCUGCAGCCACAGGCAACGCCCUACAUGGAGAUGAUGCUCACAGCAACCUGCAUUUCCUGACCACUUCUUGGUUUAUGGCCUCUAGAAAAUCAACAUCUCCCUAGAUAACGUAUUAUUUCCCAAGUGUGCUUUAUCGAGGCCCACUCACCCAGAGACUAUUUCUAAGAACUGUUUGGUUCUUGAGAAGACAUUGCUAUAAAAAUUAGAGGUGGCAUAGUAAAAAGGUAUCUUUAUACGAGUGGUUGUGGGUUGUUACCUUUUUAGUACUGAGGAUUCACGGUGAAGUCCUGGCUUUUGUUAAUACUCUUAACCUCCUUCAUGUGGUUAUUGGCUGCUUUUAUAGCUCUGCUCCAUUCAUUGUUAACCUUUGGACAUUAAUGUUCCACUUUUAUUUGGAAACCAUGUAAAUAAGGUCUUGGAUCACUAGGA
This is a messenger RNA of Mesocricetus auratus (golden hamster), 2333 nucleotides long. RefSeq lists its product as uncharacterized. Gene Ontology annotation, molecular function: DNA binding. The transcript is spliced from 3 exons. The coding region runs from base 554 to 1291 and encodes 245 amino acids. The record is from RefSeq and is a predicted model, not a curated record. NCBI's taxonomy places the organism in Eukaryota, Metazoa, Chordata, Mammalia, Rodentia, Cricetidae.